UUUAUUUUCUCAGCCCAUUUUGAAAAGCAAGAGUUUUUUUUGCUCGUUCCGUCGUCCGUUCGCUGCUGUUGUUCAGAAACUUCUCGCGGAACAAUAAGAGCGGACGGUGUGCCCGUACUGCUGUUACGCGAAACUGUGAUCCAGGUGGUGCGCUCGCGUGCGUGUGUGUCGAUCGUUGUUGAAAUUGUUCGAACUUUGAACCAAGGAAAAAGAGACACACUGAAGUGUUGUAGCGCAACAAACCAAACAUCGCGACCCAUCAGCAUAACCCAGAAGGAAAAAAGGUGGCGUAAAAACACACAACAUAUCUCCGAAUUCACACAGAAUCGUACGUUGAAAGCAACAAAAAACACACACACACACUCACACGGUGUAGACAGUGUGUCGGAGGAAGGCAGAGACAUAGCGAACAGCCGCCCGGUAAUACAACCCCUUUUCCCUGGCACACGGACAAAGUUCGCCCACACAGCAAGUUGGUGCAACACGUUGCUGCUAGAUAGAACGAUCGAGGAGAUCGCACCCGAGGAGAGCGAGAGGGAGAGAGGGCUCGUGCAUCAGGAAACGCGAGGGCACGCGUUUGCAACGCGACGGCAACAAACAGUAGAUCGCAAUCGAGCGAUCAUCGAGAGGUUGCAGCGUCAUAGCAGAUUUGUUGUUGGUGCAGGCGGCGCCACAUUCCCGUGCGAUCCGAUAAUAUGCGCAGUGGAGCAGUGCAGACCGGCAGGCGGCAACACUGUAGCGGAUAGAAACUGCACACACAGCACGGCGAAAUCGAUCGAGUGUGGUAGAGAGUAAUAAUAAGCUGGACCGGGCGGUAGGGACAGACAGAGAGUUUGGAGCAAUAGGCUGCACACGAAACACACGUGAAACACACAGCGGCGGUUGCAUUAGCGAUGCGCCAUACCGGUGGCGUUGCCAUUGGAGUGUCACCACUGUAGCGCCGUCAGGACGAACGUGUGUGUAUUUGUUUUGGAGUGUGCUGAGAUAAAACAAACAUCCUCCCGAACAAACAGCACGGUCCUCGAAGGGAACACAGAUAGUUGAACCUUCACACAAGCACGAAAUUGCACGGCACGAUCAUCUCGUGCGAUUUCUACACACACACACAUACAGCCAAAGUCUUGUUCGAUACUGCGAACCGUUUGUGCGUGCAUGGCAAGGGAUGCGCUGCCACACAGCUAAAGGAUCGCCAAGGAUAUCGAAAGCGUAGACUAGACCGAGCGAAACGAAUGCGGUGGUGCGGCUCUUCCAGUGUGUCACCGCUGCUGGCUGACGUGGUGAAACGCGCGUGGAGGCACGAACUACAGCGAACGGCAAGGACGCAGAGCAACGGUGGCAGACGACGAUCGUCGUAGAAGAAUAGGAACGGAACGAAGCGUCGGCAAAUCCCCCCCGGCAUCAUGAUGUUCGUAUUUCACGUGGAUCAAGGUCGCAUGCUGACCUUUAAGAUGCAGUGCAUGUUUGAGGACAUCCGGAAGCUUAAAGAGGUGAUCGAGCGGAACCAUGCGAUACCGGCCAGAAGCAUCGUUCUGCUCGUCAGUGGCGGUGAGCUGCUGCAGGACGAUAGUCGCGCCUGUCACUAUGCAACCGGUACCGACACAAAUCCGAUCUACAUGUUCUGCAAAACGGUGGGCGAAUCACCGCUACUGUCCCCCGGACCGAUCAAAGAGACUGAAGUCGAUCUGGAGGGUCUGGUAAGGAAAAGUCUGGAGCUUCCCGUUUCCUACACGACGGUCGCCGCACGUGCCCAGCUAGCACAAAAGAUCUACGAGAUGGGCCGGGAGGAGCUAAGACGGUGCGAGGUGCUCAUACACGAGCAGCAUCUGCAGCAGCAGGGUUGGGCCGCAGUGGUCGCCAACAUGGAGGACACGAUCAAGGUGUUUCAGGAGCGCUCCGAAUACUUUAACCGUAACUACGAAGAGCAGCUACGGUUGCACGAGGAGCAGAUGGAAAUUUUGCAAAACUUUGACAAAAGCCUUCAGCAGCUGGCAGACAUUCCAAUCCUUUCGUCGCUGAUGGAAAAUGCCGAAUCACGCCCGUACGGUGUGUUUGACGAGGUGUUUAACCCGAGCGUAACGACCAACAGCGGAGCAAGCCGCACCGCUAGCAACAAUGAACAGUCCGAGCCGGGUGUGCCCGGUGCGAUUGAAUCGACGGCCGUGAAAACAAGUGACGAUCCGGCGACACAAUCUGCUCAUUCGUCGUCGGAGCUUCCCGGAGCAGAAGACACCGCGGCCGAAAGUGGUGCCGAAACGACAACGGCGGCCGAAGGUACAUCCGAGGAGGUCACGCUAACGGAGCUGGAGCGUGCGAAAGGUAUAUCGCUGCUCGACUGGAUAUCGGCAAUGGAUGGUCAACUAACGCUGAAGCGUAUGGCCGAGGAGUGUCGGAUCAAUAUCGAAAAAUUCAACCGCACGCUGCUGGUAAAUUUGAACGAGCGCAUCGACAAAUCGGUGAAAGCGUCGCAAAGUGCGGAUAUAAAAGUUGUAAAGGGCUUGGAGGAACGAUUGCGGGGACUGGAUGAGUUGCUGGCGAGCGCGAAAAAGUUGCUCCAGGAUCAGAACGAGCUGGCACAAGGAAUAUUGAAGAAUCAAGAUCGGGCGAACAAGAUAGGUGACGUGUCAGUGCUGCCGGACCUGUGCGCGAUGCAUCAAAACACGUUGCGACUGAUGAAGAAAAACCAUACCGAGCUGCUCGAAUACCGGCGCCGUUGCACGAGCGCGAAGGACGAGCUUGGUUUCAACUUAACCAAGAGGAUAAAGUACAUUAUGAACGUGGAAACAAGGGUGCACGAGCUGGACAGUACCCUGCAGCUGUACCACACGUCGCUGCAGCGCUUGCAGAAGCAUCUGAGCAUCAUCGAGCAAAUCCAUAUGGUGCCAUGCAUAUACGUAAGCGCUGUAACGGAGGUGGUCCGUCGGCGCAUGUUUUCUAGCGCAUUUUUAAGGUGGGCUUCCGACUUAGCAUGCCGCCUGAUGGCGAUACACAACGAGGAGGUAGCAAGGCGGCAGGAGUUUUCAUCCCUAUUCGAAGGCCACUUCCUGAGCACACUGUUUCCUGGCAUGAACGAUAUGCCACCGUCCUACGCCAUUCAGGCACCAUCGGUGUUCGAUUCUAGUCUACCAGCGUUGGACAAGCAGGACCUUGAGGAACUGUCCCGCCACCUGCCUGAACUGACGGAAAAGUUUCCGCUACCGAACAUAGCUUCUGUGAUAGAUUUUUUUCAUACUCGAUCGGUAGAGCAGCAGCAACACGAAGGGAGUAGUGGCGAGAAGGACGAUGCCUCAGUUCGAAGCAAAGACAACGCAACAGCAUCGUCCAGUAACGAAAAUGUCGAAUCUUCUUCGAAUGGGCCCGACCAGGCAGCGGGGGUUAAAGAGAGUGAUAAGAUCGGAGCGGAAUCGGAAACCGACACAGAGGACUAUGAGAAGGUGCAGAAUCAGAGUCCCGUCGACGGAUGCUCCUCGCGGCAGGAGGAAACACCGAAGCUGCCUGUUGUUCCGGUGACGUGCACCGUCGCCACUUGCACCGAACCGAUAGAGACGGUUUGUGCGGAGACACUAACAGAGGAUAAUCUCGGCACCACGCGUUUGGAGGUAGAAAGGCUCAAAGGUUUACUGAGCAGUGUUUACCAGCUGUCGCAGGACUCGAUUAUGAUGCUGCGCGAUCAGCUGGCGCGGGUGCGUACCGAGGCCGAAAGCAACCGCACCCAGUUUCAGUCCGAGCUGGGCGCAAUGAACCGUGCGUGGAAUGACAUCCAGCAGCUAGCACGCAAUCGCGAACGGGAAACGAUCCAGCAGCUUACGGUUGACCACGAGCUGGAAAUGAACGAUUUGCGCAAGAGCGUGCAUCAGAAGGACGAUGAAAUUCAAUCGUUGCGGUCGGACAACAGCACGAUGAAGGCAAGCCACAUCGAAACCGUUUCGAGCUACGAGCAGGAGAAGCAGCAGCUGAACGAACAGAUCGCGCAGAUGCGUGAAGUGAUCGGACGCUUGGAGAGUCAGCUGGCCAGUGCCGAGGUAGACCGCAAGAAGGCAAUCCAGGAGGCGGUAGAGCAGCUGGAGCACAAGCACCGAACGGAGAUCGAAUCGUUGCGCUGUCGGUUCAAGCUGAUGGCCACCAGCAUGGACCGGUCGCCGUCCGACACGAGUCUGGAGAAGAUCGAGAAGCCGGACAUGAUCGACAUAGCGACGCACGAGCAGCUGGUGGCGCAGAUGCGGGACGAUUUUCAGCGCGACAAGGAGCGGGCGGUACGGGCGGCUAUCGAGGAGGAGCGACAGCGAUGGGAAGCGAGUGCCACCGGCAGCAGUGCUGGCAUUCCCGUCGGUAGUGCGGGUAGUGCGAACCGAUUGCAUCGGUCGUAUGGUGGGGCCGGUUCACCCGGCAGUAGCAGUCCGGACGUGUACAAGCGCAUACUCGACGAGAAGGAUCGCCAGCUGGACGAGUUGCGCGAGAAGGAAUCGCAGCUAGCGCGUGAGGUUAUGCGCAUGCGCGAAACGAUUCUAUCGCUGACCGACCCGGAACUGAGUCCACUGACCGAUCAAAGCUGCCGGGAGCAGCUGGAAGCGGUGGAAGCGGAUCGGCAGCAGCUGGCGGAGGAGCUGCUAAAGCUGCACGGAAGCAUGAAAACGCUCGAGCUGGAAAAGAGUGCGCUGGCACGGGCGGUGGAAAAGCACCGGAAGAAUGCGAUCCAGCUGUUAAACUGCGUCGAAGGUGACACCGUCUCGUAUGUGUGGAAUGCCGCACACUCGCACUACAUUAUUCCGCAGGUGGCAGAUUACAUGUACUUCCUGCACGAAAGCUGCUACGAGGAUCUCGGUUUGGUACAGCCGAAAAAGAAUCACCUACCAGCCGUAUUAUUCGGGUACGGCACCAUCAUCAACAAACACUUUUGCUAUGUACGCAGGGAUGAUAACCGGUACGGUGUUCCGCGCGGUACCCGGUUCUAUCGCGUCCGGCUAAAGCCUAUCACGCUCACGAAGGAGCCCAGAGGUGAUACAGCGUCGUCCCUGAGCGGUGACUCAGCGGCAGAUAUUUCAGCAGCCCACCAACAACCUCCAACGGCUGAAGUAACGAUCGCAAUGCAAUCCAGCAGCAGCGCCGCCGGCCGGCUGAUAGAUUCUUUCGCACAAACCGAACAGCCGGCCUCCACGUCGACGCGGCUGAUCGGGGAUGGUAGCAAAUCACCGACCGCUACCAGCCGCGACAUGAUCGAUUCCGGUGUGGUCGAGCGCAGCAGCUACCGGGAGCGCAACAUUAGCAACACCGAUGAUGACGAUCUGGUGGCGGGCAUCGAUUCGACCGGUAGCAUCGAUCGUAUCCGCUAUCAGAGCGUGUGCGAGGAGGAAGAUCCGGCGGCCGGCGACGACGAUGAGACGACCGACGGCGGUGGUGGUGGUGGCCUUCCGGAGAGUACCGGCGGUAGCAGUAGUGCGACGUUGAUGCUGCUUAAAGCUUUUCUACUACUCAACGGCGACGAGGAAUGAUGAUCAUGAUGAUGAUAGAUGAGAUGAAAAGAAAAAAACAAAGGAAAGAAGAUGAUAAUGAAGAUCAGAACGAUUGUGAUGUAAAAUGAUGAUGUAUUCAGUCGGUGAUGUUUUAAAUUCAGUGAUAGAAUCCAGCGGGUUGUGUAAAUCGAGUGCAUGAUUGCCCUAAAGUUGUGGCGAUAGGCGGAAACUAUGAAGCUGUUUCACACACCCUCAAACAUAGUGUUGUGUGCAUGCCAAACCACCAGAGCGGCAGUAGAUAUAUAGGAUAAGGGGAAGGGAACGGGAGGGAAGGAAACGUUGUUUUUAUUUUUCUCAGAGGGAAGAAAGCUGUAUAAACAUCGAAUAUUAAACAAUGCAAACUCUUUGGUCUCUCAUUGAUUUCUCAGGAUCGAUGAGACAGAACGGUGGAGAGAUAUCUCGGGUGGUGUAAAAAGGAGCCGGGCAGAAACAGAAUCAAAAACAAAAAACAAACAGCAACAUACCGUGAUGGCCGUGUUUUAAACAUUUUAGAAUAGAAAGGCACACACAAAAGCAGGCAGGGACAGUGAGGGACACAGCUUUUUUUUACCGGGGGGCCUGCACAGCGACACUACUAUGUGUUGACAGAACCGAUUGGCAAAGGUUGAAAAUUGUGAGGGACAUCUAGAACUAGACCAGAAUGCAGAGUGAUUGCUCGAAAGUACGGCCCAGAACCAGCCAAAGCUAGUGGAGCAGCGGUGAGGGUAGAGAAGCGAAACGAACCGUCGUCGUCGUUGUCGUAUCGAACAAUGCUUAGCUUACGGAAGGAGGAUGCUUCUCGAAAGGAAACGGAACAGACGGAAAAACCCGUAGAUUAAAUACAAACGAAAAGUGAAAUUAUUCUAAUGAAAAUUUAAAAAUAAAAACCAAAAAAAAAAUGAUUUAAACUACUUUCGGUGUUAGAAAGCUCGUUUGGAAUGUUAGUCAAUUUUGUUUUCCUACCGCCGGCGUUCGAUUUUAACACGCCGAGUUAGUCAAAGUCUAACGCGCCUAAUGCUGCUAGUUUGUACGAUUAUUGUUUCUUUUUGUAUGUUCGACGCACAUUCAACUUGCACAUAGUGAUCGUAUGCGUAUUUGCUCCUGUUACUGCUGCUGCUGUUGCUGGUGCUACACUUGCCUUCCCAAACAUGCUUGGUACAGACGGUUGCUCGUUGCUUUCUCUAGAGCUUCCCCCUUCCUUAACUACUUGUUCUACUCCGCUCAUGCUAACCGAUCGGGCCACAAAAUCAUACUCGCGAUUCCUUUCGCACGCACGACACCCGCCCGGGCGUUACGGGGACAUGCCUCCAUAACUCACACAUAACGCGCAUUACUAACAGCAUCAUUCACCAUCAUCCUAACCAGUAAGCAGACCGUUCAUCCUAACUGCACGCUCACGAAGUAAAGCAAAUCCGUGUUGCCUUUCUUUUUCUUCUUCUUUCCAUCCACCCUAACUCUACAACAUCACUCGGCUGGACUCUAAAAUGCCCCCGGCACAGGAUCAUCCGGCUUGCUACACAAGCGCCACUACUGACACUUCCGUUGUUGCCAUUCGCACCUCAUCGAUUCAGCAAGCCGUUCCCGCACCGGCAGCACCGACUAUCGCCGCCGACAGUGGUAACAACAGUGAGGCGUCCACUGCCAGCAGCACUCGCCAUCCGCUUGUCGCCACCAACAUCCACGGCAGCAGCUCGCAACAGCCGCCGCCAGUACAGUCGCUGCUGUCGAUCGGAAGUGGCGGUAGCGGAGCCGGAUUUGGCUCGAUCGCGGAUGAUGUGAGCGAUUCGGCCGAUUCCGAGUACCGGUCGCUCGAGACGAACGAUCCGGAGGAUAGUGACAGUGCGGUGGCUCCACUGCCGAGAGCGCUGGACGAAAGUAGCGACCGUUGUUGAGUGCACUGACUAAGUUAACUAAUGUUAAACGCUUCACUUAAUGCUAGAAGGAAAGUGUGGCUUGGUUUUUUUUGAGGAGGCCUGCUGUGCGUGUGUCACAUAAAGUGUCAGCAUAAAGUUUGAUUUAAUUCCGGUUUUAGUAUAGAUAUUUCUGUAAGCAAAUACUGCUGAUCUUGACUGACUGUUUAUCAGCUACUAACUACUAAUUGUGUUGCUUGGAAUUGCAUGGGUAUCCCGGAGUUUGUUUAACGCAUUCCCAGACGGGUUUGAGUUUGUCCCACGGUUUUUUUUUACCUCUUCUCAACUAUUUUCGGUUUUAUUACUAAGAUUCCUACUUGCAAUAUUGUUGAAUCCAAAUUUUUGAAACCAAUAUUUUUGCACAAAACUUAACUAUACGAACAUGUGUACAAGAACAAAACAAACUUCCUUUUGUCAAACAAGUGGAAAGUGUCAACAUUUCGGGAUAUCCUGCUCUAAAGCCUUGGUAAUGAAAACUCCCUGUGCACGCAAACAAAAAAACUAACGCACAGCUGUUACGUGGCGUUACGGAAGCAUGCCUAACUUAAUGCAUCGUGCAAACAUCGCUCUCAUGAAUUUAAUAUGCAACACUCAACACUGCAACACACUUUGAAAAUUUGCGUUGUGCGCGAAACAACACAACAACGACCGACGCAAUGCCGUGAUACGUGGACGAGCGUGAACCAACCACCGGCCUGGUGUGCCCAGCUCUCUAAGGAACUGUGUAAAAUAUAUCUUCUGCUAGCUGUUUUUUGCCCACCUUAAACUCAGCUGUUUUUAUGAAACACGAAUUCCUUCUCUACCAAAAACAAAAAAAAAAAAAACAAAUCACGCGUUAAUGGGGAAUGAGUUUGGGAGGUUGGACGAUGGCAGGAGCAGAUUGGCUUUAGAAAAGGUGGAAUGUGAAGGCAAAGAUCGUUCUAAAUAGUGUGUAAGUAGCUGAUAGACAAAAUUCUAAUUAAAACAAAAAAAGCAACAACAGAUAUCUCGGUAACACGUAUGAUAGAACGCUUUGAUAUAAGAAAGGGACUGGAGUGAGUGCGGAAAAGGGUUAGGAGCGUUGGGAGCUGUGUGUAAGACAGAAGGUAGCUGACAUAGUAGGAGCAAAACAAAAGCGAAAGGAUGUAGACUUAGAGUAGACAUUUCAACUGUGUUACGCUUACGUUCAAUGGCUGCAGGGGACCUGAGGUGCGUUAUGUGAAUGGCGCCGCGUGAAAAGCUAGUGUGUGUAUGUGUGUGUGCGAGGAUGAAAAUGGGGUACUGAAGUAAGGGUGCCUGCCGGUCGGUACAGCGUUGUAUAUCUUGAGCCUGCCAAUGAGAUAAGCCUGUGGACGGACGAACAGAUCUAAGCAUGUAAAUGAUGAUCGGUGGGGAUAGAAGAGCAGGGUGCGAAUUUCAAGUCCACUUUUCUAUCCGACACAAGAUGAUAGUGAUCACAAGUAGUGAUGGCGCAGUGUUGUUUCCGAGCACCCCGUUCCUUGGGCUUCCCGGUAACAACAUGCUGAAGGUCACAGGAAACAGGAACGCUUGGCAAACGGAGACUUUGCCGAUGGAUGUGUAUUGUCUGUUUGCGUUGAAAAAAGAAAAUCAAUUUUGUCACACCACUGCUACCGUUGCUACUAUCGAUAAAUAGCCUACCGUGUAAAGCACUAUUGCUACUGUUCAUAGUAAUUAAAACGAAAAGCAGCGCGUAUGGUUGGCCGUGUGAUAAUGGAGGAAACAAAACAACAAAACCGUGGGACAAGAAUGUAAAGCACGAAUGUGAGAAGCAGAAGAAAAACUAAUAGACGGAAUAAACGGACGGAAAUUCAACGAUAAAA
Molecule: messenger RNA, 9216 nt
Organism: Anopheles stephensi (Asian malaria mosquito)
Lineage: Eukaryota; Metazoa; Arthropoda; Insecta; Diptera; Culicidae
Gene: Atg17
Product: RB1-inducible coiled-coil protein 1
Exons: 14
Coding region: 1401-5486 (1361 amino acids)
Biological process (GO): reticulophagy; glycophagy; autophagy of mitochondrion
Cellular component (GO): phagophore assembly site membrane; extrinsic component of membrane; Atg1/ULK1 kinase complex
Molecular function (GO): molecular adaptor activity; protein kinase binding
Source: RefSeq, a predicted model, not a curated record